AUGCUUUUGGGUAAUACUCCAAAACCUAUUAUUAGCUUGACCGCUUGGCAGGAUGCUUUUCGAGCCGCCAUAUUGCCUGCUCCACUGCCAUUUCGUUUGACUGACCACUGCUCCGUCAGACAACGGCUGCAUUUGCUUGAAUGGCAGCAAUCUGCAGGCCUCACAAGGUCGGUGCAGGCCGUUGAGAAUGCUCUCCUCGUCUAUCCUGAGACCAAUGACUUGAGUAAUUCAGCUCUGAACACAGACAUUGCAACCCUAUCUUCUGCAGAAAUGCUACCCAAGUGCCAUCCCGUCCUCUUCAUUGAUCCUGAUUCCCAGUGCUUGGGAUGGUUGAAUUAUGUAGAGGGGCGUCGUGGCCUAGUUACGAUGCACCUUGCGAAUGACGACAAUGAAAACUCCUUUCAGCCAAUAAUCAAAUCCGUGAAGAAGAAUUCUGCCGAUUUUGUCAGCGAUCGUGUAUCCAUUCACUCAUGCCUCUCUGGGAAAACAGAUAUUUGUAGUAAUGCUACAGUGGAGCAGAAAGAACAGCUCAAUAAAAACAUAGAAAAACAGAUUACAUCCAUAAGAACCACCCUAGUGACAAAAGAAAGCAGUCACCAGUCGGACUGGCAAAGCAUGCUGAAAAGCUGCAUAGAAGUAAGAAUUCGUGGAUUUGCAUCAACUUUUGCAUAG
Messenger RNA from Protopolystoma xenopodis, 672 nucleotides. The record is from the annotation of a GenBank genome assembly. NCBI's taxonomy places the organism in Eukaryota, Metazoa, Platyhelminthes, Monogenea, Polystomatidea, Polystomatidae.